GAUUCAACCUCCCCUCUCCCUUCUCCCUUCUUCCUUCUCCCUCCUUUCCCUCUCAGCCUUCUUCCUUUCCCUUCGAUCUCUUCCCCUCUUUCUCUCUCCCUCUCUCUCUCAAAUUAGAACAUGAAUUAGGCGGCGCACAACCAAGAAAACCCAGUAACCUGUUAACCCAAUUUCUGGAAAGGAAUGGCAGAAAGUGCAGUAUCAUCCCCAAAACCCCUCCAACCCUCGAACCCCAUCGACCCAACAACAACAACGGCAACAACAACACCCACACCCACACCCACAAACACCACAAUUCCUCAAAACCCGUCGAAUUCUACGUCGAACCCACCGUCCAUGCGCUCCCCUUCUCCCCUCUCCCACUCCCAUUCACCUUCCAUUGACCACAUCUCCUCCCCUCCCCAAAUCCCUCUCCCCCCAUCUCAACAACAACAACAGCAACAACAACAACAACCACAGCACCUCCCCGCAGCCUUUGGAUUAGAUUACCAGCAACAAAAGCAACAAACCCAGCUACAGCAAUCCCAGCAGCAGUCACAAACUCUGGCCCAGAAUGUCAACGCCUUGACGAAUUACCAAAUCCAGCAAAGCUUGUCGCGCUCCCCGUCCAUGUCUCGGCUGAGCCAACAGCAGCAGCAGCAGUUCGGGAUCAUGAGGCAACAUCAACAGCAGCAGCAUCAGCAGCAGCAGGGGAUGCAUGGGAAUGUGAAUUUUGGUGGGUCUGGUGGGAUUCAGCAGCAGACCCAACAACAGCAGCAGCAGCAAUUGGGUACAGGCGGGAACUUGUCGCGGUCAACGCUGAUAGGGCAGAGCGGCCACCUGCCCAUGUUGUCUGGCCCAGCCGCUGCGGCGGCCGCGGCAGCGCAGUUGAACUUUCCGUCCCAUUUGUUGGGCUCGCCGAGGCAGAAAGCUGGGUUGGUCCAAGGCUCUCAAUUCCAUUCGGGUAAUUCGCCUGGUCAAGCUUUACAAGGACUGCAAGCAAUGGGGAUGAUUGGGUCGCUCAAUUUGAGCUCGCAACUAAGAGCAACUGGGGCUCUCAAUUAUGCCCAGCGACUUAACCAGAGCCAAAUUAGGCAAUUGCAACAGCAAAGUCCUCUUGGCUCUCAACAGGUUCAAAGCUCACCGAGGACGUCACCGCUGGCAUUUAUGAACUCUCAGUUAUCUGGGUUGGCUCAGAAUGGACAGCCUACCAUGAUGCAGAGCUCUUUACCACAGCAACAGUGGUUGAAACAAAUACCACCAAUCUCUGGUUCUGGUUCGGCUUCAUUCCGUCUUCAACAACAGAGGCUCUUGCAGCAGCAGCUGGCUUCAUCUACUCAGUUGCACCCGAAUUCUAUGGCCCUGAACCAACAACAGCUAUCCCAGCUAGUACAGCAGCAACCAAUGGGGCAUGCACAGCUACAUCAGCAACAACAGCAGCAACUGCAACAGCAACAGCAACAGCAGCAGCAGCAACAACAACAACAACUGCAACAACCAGCACAACAACAAUUGCAACAACAACUGCCUUUGCAUCAGCAGCAGCAGCAGCAGCAGCAGUAUUCUCCAAGGAUGCCCGGGCCCACAGGUCAGAAGUCCAUGAGUUUGACAGGAUCACAGCCAGAUGCUACUGCAUCUGGUACAACUACACCAGGGGGAAGUUCAAGCCAAGGAACAGAAGCGACUAAUCAACUUCUUGGGAAGAGAAAGAUACAAGAUUUGGUUUCACAGGUGGAUUCACAGGGAAAACUGGAUCCAGAAGUUGAGGAUCUUCUAUUAGAGAUUGCCGAUGACUUCAUCGAUUCUGUUACUACAUUUGCGUGCAGUUUGGCAAAACAUCGGAAAUCUUCAACUUUAGAGUCCAAGGAUUUAUUGCUACACCUAGAGAAAAAUUGGCAAUUGAACGUUCCAGGAUAUUCAACUGAAGAGCGGAAGUACCAAAGCAAACCUUUAUCAAGUGAUCUCCACAAGAAGCGUCUUGAUGUAAUUCGCACAUUAAUGGAAUCCCCACACUCUGAAACAAAUACUAGUAAUUCUAAAGAGAUGAUAAGACAGGGACUUGGUAAUCCAGUUGGUGCCAACUACCUGGCACGACCUUCCCUGAGUUCAGAGCAGUUGGUUUCGCAAUCAACUGGUCCCCAAAUGCUGCAGCAGAUGACACGGUUUUAGCGGAUAUGCACUCUUAAUUCUUGUUUAGUCUUCAAGCUGAUUGGGCAUAACUAAUGGACCUCGUUUGGAUGGAUGUGAAUACAGAUUGCCAAAAGCAGUAGCUGUAAUUACUUAGCAACUAUCUCUAAGACAUGAAAGUUAGGGGGAAGAGAUCUCAGCAGUUGACCAUUUUCUAUAUUGUUUUAUCUCGUUUUGUUGGAGUGACAAUUCAUGGCCCAUAAGGUGAGCUCGUGCCUCCAUCGAGCCCGUUUACCAACGGCAUAAUAAGAAGCAGGUUGGGUGGGCUUUGUAUUCUACUCGAUUAUUUAGAGAAGGGAUAUUUUCUUAUAUGUUUUUUUUUUUUUUAGACUCAGAUCUAUUCUGUAUCUUAAUUUUUAUGGGAGCCAAGGUUAGAUGGACUUUGUAUCCUAAUUUAUUAUUUAAAAGUGCUUGCCUUUUGUUC
This is a messenger RNA of Corylus avellana, 2590 nucleotides long. The record is from RefSeq and is a predicted model, not a curated record. Lineage: Eukaryota; Viridiplantae; Streptophyta; Magnoliopsida; Fagales; Betulaceae.